CGCACCUCUGCUGCGGUCCUGCCCCGCCCCUCGGCCUCGCCCAUCGCUUCCUGGCGUAGGGGAGGGCGGCGAAGCGGCGUCAUCCCCCGUUCCCUCGCGCGAGUGGUAGCGCUCCUCUGGUGACCUGCCAAGGGCAGCCGGCGGCGGCGGAGUCUGCGGCGGGACGGACGGGGGCUCUGCGUUUCGGCCGGGUCAUGGCUUCGUUGCUGUGCUGCGGCCCGAAGAUGGCCGCCUGCGGGAUCGUGCUCAGCGUCUGGGGGGUCAUUAUGCUGGUGCUCCUGGGCCUCUUUUUCAACGUCCACUCCGCUGUCCUGAUUGAAGACGUUCCUGCCACCGAAAAGGAGUUCACGUCCGGGGUAAACGCGAUCCACGCGCUGUACGACCAAGUCAGCUACAACUGCUUCAUUGCCGCCGGCCUCUAUUUCAUCCUGGGGGGCUUCUGCUUCUGCCAAGUGCGCCUCAACAAACGGAAGGAGUACCUAGUCCGCUAAUGCCCCCCUUCUCUGCUGGAGCCCCCUCCCCCCGUUUCACAGACUCCCCCGUGCAGGAAAGUGUCCCUCUCGGGCACCGGGGAAGAGAAGGGCUGCUCCGUGGAGCCCCUUUUCUUACUCCGAACCCCUCUGCCCUCAGUUCCCUUUAUUUAAACCCAAGGAAGAGGCCACUUGGCACCGCCCUUCCUCUGUUGCCCUGUGGCUGACCAAAAGAGAACUGCCGUGUUGUGUAAAUAGCAGAGGUGUUCUCCCUCUCUUCCCCUUUUGGCACCUUCCUGGCUUCAAGGUUGGGCCUCGAUUGCCCGGCUUGCCAGCAGCCGGUUUGAGCCGUCUUCGUGCGUCUGUUUUGUCUUGAUCGUAAUGCUGUUUUGCCCAGGCCGCUCCCCGGGGGCUGGAAGGAACGGGCGUGCAGAGCGAAGGAAGCCUCUGACCCGGGGAGGGGGCUGACAUGGGGCACCCCACUUCGUGCCUCCUCCCGGGGGAAGGAAAAGCUCAGGGUAGCCCUUGCGGGGUGGGGGG
This is a messenger RNA of Ahaetulla prasina, 1010 nucleotides long. RefSeq names its product ribonuclease K (gene RNASEK). Gene Ontology annotation, molecular function: RNA endonuclease activity. The transcript has 3 exons. The record is from RefSeq and is a predicted model, not a curated record. Lineage: Eukaryota; Metazoa; Chordata; Lepidosauria; Squamata; Colubridae. Bases 195 to 491 code for a protein of 98 amino acids.